This is a messenger RNA of Chrysochloris asiatica (Cape golden mole), 1116 nucleotides long. RefSeq names its product 4-hydroxyphenylpyruvate dioxygenase-like (gene HPDL). Lineage: Eukaryota; Metazoa; Chordata; Mammalia; Afrosoricida; Chrysochloridae. Gene Ontology annotation, molecular function: 4-hydroxyphenylpyruvate dioxygenase activity. The transcript has a single exon. The coding region runs from base 1 to 1116 and encodes 371 amino acids. Gene Ontology annotation, biological process: aromatic amino acid metabolic process. The record is from RefSeq and is a predicted model, not a curated record.
AUGGCUGCGUCUGCCCGCCGCUUGUGCCACAUCGCCUUCCACGUGCAGCCAGAGCAGCCCCUCGCCCGGGACCUGCAGCGCUUCUUCGGCUUCCAGCCCCUAGCGGCUCGGGAGGGAGAUGGCUGGCGGCAGCUCGCCCUGCGAAGCGGAGACGCAAUCUUCUUGGUGAACGAGGGCGCGGGCCCAGGGGAUCCGCUGUAUGGCCUGGACUCGCGUCACGCCGUGCCUAGUGCCGCGAACCUGUGCUUCGACGUGGACGAUGCGACGGCCGCCGCCCGGGCACUAACUGCACGGGGCUGCUGUCUGCAAGUGCCCCCUGUUAUCAUGCAGGAUGCACACGGCGCUGCCACCUACACAGUGGUGAACUCGCCGGUCGGCCACCUCAGCCUAACGUUGUUGGAGCGCCCCGGCUACUGCGGGCCUUUCCUGCCAGGGUUUGGGCCGGUGCCCUCCGUACCUGGUUCCUGCUGGGUUACCCACGUGGACCACCUAACCUUAGCCUGCAGUCCAGGCAGCUCCCCCACACUGAUGCACUGGUUUCAAGACUGCCUGGGUUUUCGCCAUUUGCCGCUGAGCCCAGGUGAAGAUCCCGAGGUGGGCCUAGAAGUGACUGCAGGGGUCGGCCGUGGGGGGCUCAGGCUCACGGCCCUGCAUACCCCAGUGAACAGUGCUGUUCCCACCCUGGUACUGGCUGAGUCCCUCCCGGGAGCCUCCAGUGGGAAGGAUCAAGUGGAACAGUUUCUGGAUCGGAACCAGGGGCCGGGUCUGCAGCACGUGGGGCUGUACACGCUUGACAUCAUGGAGGCCACUGAGAGGGUGGCAGCGGCAGGGGGUCAGCUUCUGAUGCCUCCUGAGGCCUACUACCAGCAACCAGGCAAGGAGAGCCAGAUCUUAGCUGCAGGUCAUGAGCCUAGCCGGCUUGCCCAACGAGGAAUCCUGUUAGACGGUGAUCAAGGCAAGUUCCUCCUGCAGAUCUUCACCAAGUCCCUCUUUCCAGAGGACACCUUCUUCCUGGAACUGAUUCAGAGGCAGGGGGCCACAGGCUUUGGCCAGGGCAACAUCAGGGCCCUGUGGCAGUCAGUCCAGGAGCAAGCUGCCAGGUGCAGAAGAACUUGA